This is a messenger RNA of Hypoxylon trugodes, 803 nucleotides long. RefSeq lists its product as uncharacterized. Lineage: Eukaryota; Fungi; Ascomycota; Sordariomycetes; Xylariales; Hypoxylaceae. Bases 120 to 650 code for a protein of 176 amino acids. The transcript has a single exon. The record is from RefSeq and is a predicted model, not a curated record.
CUCCUCGGCGUCGUGACCCCUCGUUCACCAACGAAGGGCUAUCUAUUCACUAACAUAGGCGGCUUAAGCAGUGUUUUUUGUCAUACCGACACCCACGAAGUGAAAACGUACUCCCUCGAAUGCUGAAUCCUCGGUAUAUAGUCGACGAUCGGCAUAAAACAUACCAGAACGCCUGCCCCCGGUUCCCGAAUAUUACCUUCAUAAACCAGACCGACGCAAUGCCUAAGACUAUACGGAUCGCGGAGCUGCCAAAGGCGGAAAACAUAGUGUUUCGCAAUUCCUCGUUUUUCGAACAACAUAAGCGUGACCUUCCGUCCCCUAACGAGAUUCGGGAAAGGGAUAUUGAAGUUAAUAGCUUCCGCCCGCGAUCACCGGCGCCUCCGCCCAUCCCAUUCAAAGAGCUGGGUCUUAUUGUCAAAUACGGCUCCGAGAUUACAAUAGCCGAAGCGCAAUGUCUUUGGUACUUCAAUCGGUACAUGAAAGACACAGUACCCACGCCAGAGCUAUACGGUUGGUGUCGUGAUAAUGGCGAAACUUUUAUCUACAUGGAGCUCAUCAACUGCGGUACGUUGGAGGAUGUUUGGCCCUCACUUGACCAAGAGGAUCAAAAUAUAAUUUGCGAACAGCUACGCGCAUGUGUAGAGUCAUGACGUGGUUUGCGCCAGGAAACAGAACCAUAUCACAUCGGUAGGACUCUAUAUAGGCUCUUUCGCGACUAGCCGGGGGUAUUAACUACUACUCUAGGUCAUAUCGGACUUCAAGGGGUAGGCGAUAUUAUUUUCAGCGACGCGGGAGACCCCAAU